GGACUGGUGUGACUCCCUGCACAGGUGAGUGCCACCUCGGCUCGCCGAUUCUGCCCGCUCCCCCUCUGUGCAGCUCAGUGACGUCCCAGCUCAGCCGUGCGCCGCUCUGCGUCCGAUCAGCACUCGCCCAGGAUCAUCAUGUUGCCCCGGCUUUGUCUAGCGGCAGCGCUGCUUGCCGUCGCCCUCUCCCAGCAGAGCGGCUUCCCCAGCCGGUUCGGUCAGCGGUUCAACAGUGGACGGUUCCAGAGCAGACCAAGGGACCGGUUCGGUCGACCGAUCACCACUACCACUACCACCACCACCACGACCACCACCACCCCUGCUGAGAAGACCAGCGAAGGCACACUGCUGGUGCCGCCCAUCCCCGCCAAAUGCGCCGUCCGGCCCAAACACUGGAAGCUGGGCAACCACUGGUACUUCUUCACGGCCGAUGAGCCCGAGUUCCAGGAACUCGACGAGAAGACCCAGGAGACGGUCGGCAAGCGCUACGACUGGCUCGAUGCCCGCAACGUCUGCCGCAAGUACUGCAUGGACUCGGUCAGCAUCGAGAGCGAGGAGGAGUGGAACAUGGUCAAGAACAACGUCUCCAGCCGUGACAUCGUCUAUAUCUGGUCUUCGGGCCGGCUUUGUGACUUCAAAGGCUGCGAGACGCGCGAGGACCUGAAGCCGCUGAACCUGCUCGGAUGGUUCUGGUCGGGCACCAACGUCAAACUGUCAACCACCGACAAGACGCCCCCCGGCUGGAGGGAGCAGCCCUGGUCGCAGACCGGUCACCUGAAGAAGCCGCAGCCCGACAACGCAGAGUUCGGCAUCAACCGCACCCCCGAGUCGUGUCUGGGCAUCCUGAACGGCAUCUACAACGACGGCGUCUCCUUCCACGACAUCGCCUGCUACCACAAGAAGCCCGUCAUCUGCGAGGACAGCAAGGUGCUGCUCGACUACGCACGGGCGGUCAGCGCGCGUGACAACCUCGGUCUCAACAUCGAAUAGCCGGACAGGUGUCGGCUGAAGUGCAAAUUGUAAUAGGCACUGAGGAGGGCGGGCGUGUACCGAAACUGAUGUGGGGACGAGCUUCUCCGGCGCUGUUUAAUACCAUGCCGUGUCGAUGGCCGGCGCUCGUCGGCUGGCCCGGCCGGCUAUUGUUACUGGAUUUUGUGAGGCGCCGUUGCAGUCAGCCGGAACAAAGGACAAUGCAUUCAUACCUUUGAACGAACGAAACAGGAAAUGUCACAACAUACAUCGGAUGGCUUGCAAUAAAUGACAUGUACCUUGCAAUGCAUGCUCCAUAUAAUGUGACAUACAAGCCGGAGUGAGUUGUUUUGAAGAAGAAUAUAUUGGCAUGGCCACCGAACAACGAAAA
Messenger RNA from Amphibalanus amphitrite, 1360 nucleotides. RefSeq lists its product as uncharacterized. The transcript has 6 exons. The record is from RefSeq and is a predicted model, not a curated record. NCBI's taxonomy places the organism in Eukaryota, Metazoa, Arthropoda, Thecostraca, Balanomorpha, Balanidae. Bases 139 to 990 code for a protein of 283 amino acids.